AGGUAGCUAAUCAUACAAAGGAUUCAUAGAUUUACCGACGUAAUACAAUAGCAUUGUUGAUUACAGAAACAAGAUCGCACUGCACAACGUCCGUUUGACAAUUUUCUGACUUUUCUUUUUAGUAUUCUUUGGUUUAUACCUAAGAUUUCAGGGUGGCAAUCUUGUUGGCGAAUAGUGCAGUCGGUGACCACGAGAGUAUCUUAUCUUUACGAUACUGUACAUGGAUUUACAAUAAUACGUAAAAAUGUAAUAAGUUUAAAAAUGGUUGAUAAUAACUCACCUCCAACCAAUCUUUGGGAUACACUAUUCAGCGCAACUACAUUUGACAGAGGUAACAAUGCAAAUCCAACACUAUGUUUGGACAAUGAAAGUAAUCUGAACAAUAGGCAAAUUGUGAGCAUAGUUAGAACUUCUACUAGUCUUUUAAUUGAAUCGCUUAUACAGCAAUUGUGUAUACUAUUUGAAGAUGAUUCAGUACGCAGAAAUAAAUUGUAUUUUGCUAUUUGUGAACAACUUCACAAAUUGAAACUAAUUGAUGAUUCCUACAAUAUGAUGGAAUUCGAACCAUUAAGAAAUCAAUAUCAACAAGCACUAUAUCACUUGUUUACAGUUACACGUGCAGCAGUCGGUUGUGAAAGUUCACUUCAGAUUUCAAGUUUAUGUAGACCAUCGAUGACAGAAUGGUCCCGGUAUCAUAGAGAGUUCCAAGAAAUAAGUUUUAUUGCUGCUGGAGGAUUUGGUUAUGUUUUUAAAGCUUUACAUCGUCUUGAUGGUAUUGAAUAUGCCAUUAAGAAGAUAACAGUUCGUUCUGAUCGAGUUAAAAAUAUAAUGCAGCAUCUUGAAGAAGUGAAAACUCUUGCCAAAUUAAAUCAUACCAAUAUAGUUUCAUAUAAAGGUGCAUGGAUUGAACCAAUGUUGCCUUCAAGACAACAUUUAGUAUCCCUAAGUCAUUUGCAAAGCAAAUUAGGUUCUAUUGAACAUAACAAAACAAAUGAAUAUAGAUCAUGGAUAAAUCAGACUUCCAGUUCACAAAGUCAACAAAGUUUGGAUACUGGGAGUAGUGAAAGUCCAAAAGAAAAUGACAAACAGGACAUGUUGUCGCAACAUAGUAAAUGGACAAAUUAUAAGUCUGAAGAAAAUGUUAAGAAGGAUGAGGAGAGAACUAAUUCAAACAGUAUAUCUUUUAGAAACGAUAGCGAACAUCAAAAUAAUAAAACAGAAAAUAAUACAAAUUAUACUGAUGGCAGUAAUUCAUAUGAAGAAUCCAGUAAAAAUAUGAUGCUUUUACCAUAUAUACCUCAAACGAAUAAAUAUACAACAUUGUAUAUUCAAAUGGCUCUUUGUGAAAAAACACUUCAACAGUGGCUUGACGAAAGGAUAGAGGUAACGCCACAAGCAAUGCUUGUUGCAAUAUUAACACAAACUCUUCAUGGUUUAGACUACAUACAUUCUCGUGGAAUUGUGCAUCAUGACAUAAAGCCAAGCAAUAUAUUUAUUUCAACGUCAGGACAGCUACAAAUACAGUUAGGAGAUUUUGGAUUGGCUUGUCCGUUACGAAGUGAAAAUCACCAUUCCAUAAUAGGAACACAAAUGUAUGCAGCGCCAGAGCAACUACAAGGAAAAUGUGAUCCUAAAAGUGACAUAUAUAGUUUAGGAAUAGUACUUCUAGAGCUGAUAGUGCAUACAAGAACUCAGAUGGAAAGAAUUGAAAUAAUUAAUAGUUUGAAAAUGGGACAUAUACCAACAACAUUAGCUGCUACUCAUCUUAAGUGGGCGCAUAUAGUAAGUCAAUUAAUUCAAGAAGAGCCCGAGAAUCGGCCAUCAACGAAUCAAUUGUUACAAGACUUAAACGAAGAUAAAGAUAUGAUGAUAGAGCGUUUAAAGGUUGACAUCGCUAAAAAAGACGAUGUAAUACAAAAAUUACAGGAAAGGAUAUUAAUAUUAGAAGAACAAAUGGUUAAACAUAAUAUAUCGUUACAAGAUAUAUAAACCUUUGUAUUAUUAGACUGAAA
Messenger RNA from Bombus pascuorum, 2012 nucleotides. Its product is annotated as eukaryotic translation initiation factor 2-alpha kinase 1-like. The coding region runs from base 262 to 1989 and encodes 575 amino acids. The record is from RefSeq and is a predicted model, not a curated record. NCBI's taxonomy places the organism in Eukaryota, Metazoa, Arthropoda, Insecta, Hymenoptera, Apidae. Gene Ontology annotation, molecular function: protein kinase activity; ATP binding. Gene Ontology annotation, biological process: protein phosphorylation. The transcript is spliced from 9 exons.